Messenger RNA from Caenorhabditis remanei, 822 nucleotides. RefSeq lists its product as uncharacterized. Bases 1 to 822 code for a protein of 273 amino acids. Lineage: Eukaryota; Metazoa; Nematoda; Chromadorea; Rhabditida; Rhabditidae. The transcript is spliced from 3 exons. The record is from RefSeq and is a predicted model, not a curated record.
AUGGAUAUUGAGAAACCAAUCAUUCCGAAUCGUCUUUUACAACCAUUUCUGAGUGAAUCAAUUGCACAUAUUCUUUUGAAUCCAAUUGAUGAAUUUCCGAAGGAUAAAUCUGAAAGAGAUCGUAUAGAAAGUGCUCGCAUCAAUUGGGACAGUAGCUUGCAGCAUUUCCCCGAGAUUCAUGAGUCGAUGGGCAUAACCGAACUCGUUAAAGCAUGCGCCCUCGAACACAAAUUCUCCGAACUUCCCAUAAUUUUUCCUCGAUUUCUAUGUGGUCUCGCCGCGAUUUAUCGAGAGUUGGGACUGCCAAAAUUGAACUACACUCGAUCAAUAUUUCCACGUGUCACUGAUGCCAUCAAAUUUCUGAAUGAUCGAGAGAACUAUCCGUGUCAUUCGAUGAAUAUGACCGACGUGGUGGCGAUGAUUCCAGGGAGGAUUUAUAGUGGUUGUGUUAGUGAUACGAAUCCCCUCGAGUUUAGUCAAUUCGAUUCGGCAUUUGUGAUGGCUCACCCAUUUCCUGACGCCUUCUCUCCAGAAUCAUGUGAAAAUGUGAAGCCAGCCUGCGAGCUCCGUUCCAUGUUGUUCCAGCACAAGAUCCUGUACCAACAGAAAGAUUGUUGUUGUGACGGAGAGAUGUGUGCUCUGCUGGUCUUCACUCAAACCAACUCACUGCUCCCGUUGAUUCUGAAAACGAUUGAUUUGAGUAAGGAGACGUUGAUUCCGUUGCCCACGGAGAGUACAACUACGGAGACGGUGACGACUACGGUGGAAACUACGAGAAGAAGAGAACCCGUUACUUUGAACGCUGGACUUUUUGGGGGAUAA